AUGGAUCAGAGUCUGUCCUCCCCCCUGCAGGGAUGUUGUCUCCCCCAGCAGGAGUUUGACUUCAGCUUGUACAGUCCGCCGCCUCCUCCCGAGUCUGGCCCGCUAUCGUGGCAACCGCCGGCCACCCACAAGGACUCCUGGCUCACCGGCUCAGACCUGGACCUGGUCUGCAGGACACCUGGACUUCUACCAGAAAUCAACCAAGCGUACAGAGACUCCUUCCCCUUCUUGUCCGGCCCCCUGGCCGGCUCCUGGAGCUCCUGGGGCUCCCCGGACCGCCUGCUGAGCAUGGUCCGGCCGCCGUACUCCUACUCAGCCCUCAUCGCCAUGGCCAUCCAGAGUUCGCCGGAGCAGCGGCUGACGCUGAGCCAGAUCUACCAGUACGUCUCCCAGCAGUUCCCGUUCUACCGCCGCAGGGGCGUCGCCUGGCAGAACUCCAUCCGACACAACCUGUCGCUCAACGAGUGCUUCAAGAAGGUCCCACGCUGCAACAACGACCCCGCAGGUAAAGGAAGCUACUGGACUCUGGACCCCAACUGUGAGAAGGUCUUUGACAACGGAAACUUCCGGCGCCGCAGGAAGAGGAAGGCCUCAGCCGACAGGAAACCCUCUUCCUCCUCACCAGAACCUGACGCCAAAGAUCCCAGCAUGCACUGCAGCUUCCUGUGUCCCCUGCAGGACCCUCCUCCUCCUCCUCCUCCUCCUCCUCCUCCUCACGGCUCCUCUUCCUUGCAAUGUCUGCAGUUUCCGGAAGAAUCCUCGCCUCCUCCGGGGUCGUCCUGCUCGCCCGGCGCCGUGGUGCCGCGGUGGGACGCCUGCAGCUCCUCUCCUCCGCUCUACGCCCCCCCCACGGCACCUUCUUCCUCGCUGCCGCUCUACAUGGAGCUGCAGACGGCGUUCAGUCCAGAGACACCGUGGAUGCAGGAGGUCCGGGAGCUGCAGGAGGUUCAGGUCCAGAGUGAACGUCCGUUCACGCUCAGAUUUUCUGAUGUUCUGGACCUCCUCUCGUAAAAUAAAGACUGUUGUUUAAGAUAAACGACUUCUUAUUCGGCUGCACUUUUCUGUUGAAAGUGUUGGAAUGCUUCUAUUUAUCUUUUUUAAAAGAUUAUUUUUGUUUUAAAAUAUGCAAUAAUGGAAUGAAUUUGUUCAAAU
Cololabis saira (Pacific saury) is the source of this 1152-nucleotide messenger RNA. It is a transcript of the gene foxi3a, whose product is annotated as forkhead box I3a. Gene Ontology annotation, molecular function: DNA-binding transcription factor activity, RNA polymerase II-specific; RNA polymerase II cis-regulatory region sequence-specific DNA binding. NCBI's taxonomy places the organism in Eukaryota, Metazoa, Chordata, Actinopteri, Beloniformes, Belonidae. Gene Ontology annotation, biological process: regulation of transcription by RNA polymerase II; anatomical structure morphogenesis; cell differentiation. The transcript is spliced from 2 exons. The coding region runs from base 1 to 1011 and encodes 336 amino acids. The record is from RefSeq and is a predicted model, not a curated record.